UAGCUAAAAACGAAGUACAGUGCAUCGCCAUAAUUCACUAAUACAUCAUAAAUCGUUGAAAGUACCCGCGUUAUAACGACCAAGAGAAAUCUAACAAAUCAAGCGCCCCUUAGUACUCAACUGUAAGUCUGCAACUCUCUAAAACAACCUAAAUGAGCUCGUACUUUGUAAACUCGUUCUCGGGGCGCUACCCAAAUGGCCCCGACUAUCAGCUGCUGAAUUAUGGAGCCAGCAGCGGCGCAAUGAACGGCGGGACGUACAGGGACUCUUCCUCCGCCACCAUGCACCAUGCUACGGGCUCCUACGGCUACGGCUACAAUGGCAUGGACCUCAGCGUCACCAACCGGGGAGGAGGGAGCAGCAGCGGCGGCCCCGCCGGCACCGGAGGACACUUCGGAGGCGCCUCGAUCGUCGGUGACUCCCGGAGCUUCGGCUCACCGGCCCCGGACAGGGGCUUCAGACAGGCGUCCAGCUGCUCCCUCGCCUCCGCGGCGGACUCCCUCCUGUCAGCCAGCAGUGAGAGCAUCAAGCUGGGUGCCCAGAGCUCCUCUCCCCGCUCGGAGCAACAAGGAAGCGGUAAUCUCAGCUCUCCAAACCUGUCCUCCUCCUCCGCCUCCUCCUCCGGCGGCGGCGGCGGCGGCACGGCGCAACGCUUCACCGAGCUGGACGACGCGUCGCCAGAACCCGAGGAGCUGCAGGCGCAUCAUAACCGGGACGGCGGUCACAGCGGCAGCCUGCCACCCCGGACCGGGCACCCUCAACCCGGGCAGAAGCAGGAAGGCGGCCCGACGGGAGCCGCCGCCGCCGCCGGCAGCGCGGCCGGCGACGCUCAGACUCCACAGAUAUUCCCCUGGAUGAGAAAACUGCACAUUAGCCAUGAUAUGACCGGUCCGGAUGGAAAACGGGCGCGGACCGCGUACACCCGCUACCAGACGCUCGAGCUGGAAAAGGAGUUUCACUUCAACCGGUACCUCACGCGGCGGCGGCGGAUCGAGAUCGCGCACGCGCUCUGCCUCACGGAGCGGCAGAUCAAGAUCUGGUUCCAGAACCGGAGGAUGAAGUGGAAGAAGGACAACAAACUGAAAAGCAUGAGUCUGGCCACCACCGGCAGCGCCUUCCAGCCCUAGACACGAAAGCACUUUAACGAAACCGAGAAUCCGUGAAGAGUUCAUCCCAACGGAGCUUCACGAGCAGGUUUCCCGGGAAGGAAGCGGGAAAGGAACAGUUUAAAAAACAUCACUUGAAGAAAAAAACACACACCGGAGGAGGUCAGCACAAAGCGGAGCGAUGGAAGAAGACGGUGAUGAAGAGAAGAAAAUAUUCCAAAUAUAGAUAUUAAACGAAAGCUGAGUUCUGUACAGCAGCGCAGCACUUUUUAUUUGUUAGGCAUGUUGGUGUUUUAAGGCAACGUAAAAAUAAUGACUGUGGUACUUAAAA
Molecule: messenger RNA, 1437 nt
Organism: Salarias fasciatus (jewelled blenny)
Lineage: Eukaryota; Metazoa; Chordata; Actinopteri; Blenniiformes; Blenniidae
Gene: hoxb5a
Product: homeobox B5a
Exons: 2
Coding region: 153-1127 (324 amino acids)
Biological process (GO): regulation of transcription by RNA polymerase II; anterior/posterior pattern specification
Cellular component (GO): nucleus
Molecular function (GO): DNA-binding transcription factor activity, RNA polymerase II-specific; RNA polymerase II cis-regulatory region sequence-specific DNA binding
Source: RefSeq, a predicted model, not a curated record